Molecule: messenger RNA, 2340 nt
Organism: Mesorhabditis spiculigera
Lineage: Eukaryota; Metazoa; Nematoda; Chromadorea; Rhabditida; Rhabditidae
Source: the annotation of a GenBank genome assembly
AUGGCCCAUUACGUGGAUGACCUUCCCGGAACCAGCGCUGGGACGUCGACCUCUGGACCGGAAAACAGCAAUUCGUUGAUUUCGUCAACCAGCAAGGGCCCCUAUGUUCAUCAGUUCAAACACCACUACACCCAUCUGAUGAACGCACUGUCGGAGUUGCGACGCGAUGAGGAGCUGUGCGAUGUCGUGCUGCUGGCUGGGACGCACCGAAUACCGGCACAUCGCGUCAUCUUGGCGGCCUGCUCGUGCUAUUUCAAGACAAUGUUCACCACAAGCCUCCAGGAAUCCAGCCAGCGCGAAAUACGAAUGCUCGAAAUCGACGGCCAAACGCUGUCACAAAUGGUGAUGUUCUGCUACAGCGGCGAGUUGAAAAUCACUGACAGCUCGGUGCAACAACUCCUUCCGGCGGCCUGUUUGUUGCAGAUGGGCGAAAUACAGGAUGUUUGCUGCGAAUACCUUGGCAAAAACCUGGACCCGUCGAAUUGCCUGGGCAUUCGAGCUUUUGCCGACACGCACUCAUGCCGCGAGCUGGCGAGGAUCGCCGACGUCUACACGCAGAACAACUUUCAGCAAGUGAUCACAUCCGACGAGUUUCUGCAGCUCUCCCUUGAGCACCUGCUGAUAUUGGUGUCAAGCGAUGAGCUGCACGUGAAAUCUGAGGAGCAGGUUUUCGAAGCUGUCAAGCGAUGGAUUCAUUGCGAUUUGGCGGGGCGCCGGCAACAUUUGGCGACGGUGCUCGAGUACAUCCGCCUGCCGUUGUGCGAUCCCAAAUUUUUGGUGUCUGUCGUCUCGGAGGAUCCGCUGGUGAAAGCCGACCCUGCGGCUCGAGAUCUGGUCGAUGAAGCCAAGAACUACUUGCUCCUCCCCCUCGAACGGGCCCACAUGCAGGGCCCGCGGACGCGGCUACGACGCGCCGCCUACUGCGGCGAAGUGCUGUACUCGGUUGGAGGAUGGUGUUGCGGAGAAGCAAUUAAACACGUCGAACGCAUGAACCCCAACCAGCGACAGCCAAAGUGGGAGCAGGUAGCCCCGAUGAAGAAGCCGAGGUGCGGCGUCGGCGUCGCCGUCCUAAAUGGGCUGCUGUAUGCCGUCGGAGGGCACGAUGGCGUUGCGUAUCUGAACUGCGUCGAAAGAUACGAUCCCGCGACGAAUCAAUGGGACAACACUGUCGCCCCAACAACCUCAUCCCGAACAUCGGUUGGCGUGGCGGUGCUGAACCGCUGCCUCUACGCCGUCGGGGGCCAAGAUGGCGUCAGCUGCCUGGAUUUGGUCGAAAAAUACGAUGCUCGCGACAAUAAAUGGACCCAGGUGGCCAGCAUGGGAACGAGGAGGCUUGGCGUCUCAGUUUCGGUGCUCAAGGGAUGUCUUUAUGCCAUCGGAGGUUCAGACGGGCAAAACCCACUACGAACUGUUGAACGCUACGACCCCCGAACCAAUAAAUGGACGUCCGUGCAGCCUAUGAAUGUCCCUAGAAAACAUCUCGGAACUGCUGUGUUUGAUGGGAAGCUGUAUGCGGUCGGCGGGCGAGACGAUAAGCUGGAACUUGAUUCGGCGGAAUACUACGAUCCCAUUACGAACGAGUGGCGCUUCAUCGUCGCCAUGCAGAGCCGACGAUCUGGGGUUGGCCUUUCGGUGAGCAAAAACAAGCUCUACGCGGCCGGCGGGUUCGAUGGGAACUCUUAUCUGAAAUCUGUUGAGGUCUACGAUCCACAGGAGAUGUCCUGGCGCUUCCACAGCAACAUGAAUUUUCGCAGAUUGGGCGGUGGGGCCGCGACUAUCCCGAUGCUGAACGUGCAGGAAGAUAAAGUCAAAGAGCAGCAGGAAACCAGCGAAUCGAGGGAAUCGCCAGAAGUCGAGAAACGUGAAAUGGAGGACAAUUUACUUGGAAGAAUGCUGAUUCCCAAAUCACACCGGCGCGCAAUCUACGAAUACCUCUUCAACGAGGGAGUCACCGUCGCCGCCAAGGACCCCAAUGCCAAGACGCACCCGAACAUCGAAGGAGUCACAAAUCUCGAGGUCAUGAUGGCCAUGAAGAGCUUGGCCUCGCGGGAGUUGGUGAAGCAGCAGUUCGCCUGGCGCCACUACUACUGGUAUUUGACGAACGAGGGCAUCACCUACCUCCGCGAAUACCUGAACCUGCCAGAAGGAGUCGUGCCCGCUACAGUCAAGAACAAGGCCAAGGAGCCCCGAUUGCCGCUCGGAGACCGCCCGUCCCGACCAGGCCCGAAGGCCGAGGGAGAUCGUGAUGCCUACAGGACGACCGAGAAGCAGACUGAUGCCGGACCCGGAGCUGCCCCCGUUUACCGAGCCGGAUUCGGACGUGGCGGCCCUGCACCUCAG